Molecule: messenger RNA, 204 nt
Organism: Echinococcus granulosus
Lineage: Eukaryota; Metazoa; Platyhelminthes; Cestoda; Cyclophyllidea; Taeniidae
Exons: 2
Coding region: 1-204 (67 amino acids)
Source: RefSeq, a predicted model, not a curated record
AUGAAGUCAGACGGGAACGCGAUGGAGCAGAAGCUUGGCCCUUCCUCCAAUCUUUCAUCAACUCACAGUGAUUCGUUAGGUGGGCACUUGAGACUUCGUUGUUAUAUUUCUGAUGGGCAGCAUGGACUGCUGGACAUGCCGGUGGCCCAUCCCUUCUGUGCGUGGGAAUGUGCUGUGGAUGCGAGAAUCCGUGUCGACCCUUAA